This is a messenger RNA of Phytophthora sojae, 441 nucleotides long. RefSeq lists its product as hypothetical. Gene Ontology annotation, molecular function: DNA helicase activity. Gene Ontology annotation, biological process: telomere maintenance; DNA repair. NCBI's taxonomy places the organism in Eukaryota, Oomycota, Peronosporomycetes, Peronosporales, Peronosporaceae. The transcript has a single exon. The annotation marks the transcript as partial. The record is from RefSeq and is a predicted model, not a curated record.
AUGUUCGUGACAGCGGGUAAAAGACUUUUGGAGCUGGAUGACAGUGAAGUUUCAAGAGAAUCGCUUGUCUCGUUUUUAGGUGGCCAGCCUGGCGCCGGGAAAAGUCAAGUGAUUAGAGCACUCCAAGAGCCCGCGGCUUCCUGGAAUAGCUCUGAUGUUGUCGGUACGGUUUCCUUUCAAGGAGUUGCUGCUCAAUCGGUCAACGGCGAGACUAUACACAAGUUUUUCGGGUGGGGCUUACGCGGGUUUUCCAAGACACAACCUGUUUCGUUGGAGUUGCGAGAAAAAAUAAUUAAGCUCCGCCUUCUAAUUGUUGACGAAGUUUCUACUACCGAUGUGAAGUUCAUUGGUAUGAUCGACAGUUGCCUUCGACACAUUCGAAAUAAACCCGACCUCCUAUUCGGCGGAGUCGAUGUAUUGUUUGUUGGCGAUUGGCUGCAA